Molecule: messenger RNA, 171 nt
Organism: Plasmopara halstedii
Lineage: Eukaryota; Oomycota; Peronosporomycetes; Peronosporales; Peronosporaceae
Exons: 2
Coding region: 1-171 (56 amino acids)
Source: RefSeq, a predicted model, not a curated record
AUGGCUCGACGUGCCCCCGAUCAUUUCGCGCUUUACGCAGAUAACGACCUUAUAAAGAAAUUGUCUCACAAAGUGCCACAAGCUUUGUCGUUUACUGAGGAAAAUGUGAAUUCAGCGCUCCACCUUUCCUCAGCACGGAUUGCGCGCUCUACACCUGUUUUCGAAGGCUAA